AUGGCGAUGGCUAAGGCGAGUGAUAAAAGAUACGCUGAGGGGAAGCCCCUGUCUAUGCUCGAUGGUGUCCCCUUUGCUGUGAAGGACGAGUUAACUGUAAAAGGACUUCCGAAUAUGUUCGGCACUGAUCCCAAUAAUCGUUUGCCUGGCGCAGCCAAGGCGGAGAAGAAAAGCGAUCCCGUGGUGCAAGCCCUUCUAGAUGCUGGAGCCAUCCUCCUGGGUACAACAACGAUGCAUGAGUACGGUGUGUCUCCACUAGGCUACAACAGCUGGUAUCAAGGCCCUUUGAAUGCUUUCAAUACCUCCUACUUCACAGGAGGUAGUUCUAGUGGAAGCGCCACGGCUGUUGCUGCUGGCCUGGUACCGUUCGCCAUUGGGUUUGAUGGAGGUGGAUCGAUACGCAUACCUUCCUCAUGGUCCGGUGUUGUCGGCCUGGCGCCCACCUUUGGUCGAGUCAACUUCGAAACGACUGAUACUCCUUUCUUUUCUGUCAUUCAUUGUGGCCCAAUCGCAGCGACCGUCGCGGAUGCAGCUCAUGUCCUACGAGUAAUUGGCAACACUAAGCAUGAAGUGCCCCAUAUCUACGAUCGUCUAUACGGUCCCGAUGGGCGUCCUGCAGUCCAUCUGCAUGCAUUGACCAGCCCAGAGACUAACCACAAGCCUACUGUUGGGAUCUUUCAGGAUUGGGUUCGCCACAGUGAUCCGGGAGUCUACAGUGUAGGUUGUUGA
Messenger RNA from Perkinsus marinus ATCC 50983, 729 nucleotides. RefSeq lists its product as hypothetical. The transcript is spliced from 7 exons. Gene Ontology annotation, molecular function: catalytic activity. NCBI's taxonomy places the organism in Eukaryota, Perkinsozoa, Perkinsida, Perkinsidae. Bases 1 to 729 code for a protein of 242 amino acids. The record is from RefSeq and is a predicted model, not a curated record.